GGUUAGUACCGAACCUUUACAUCUCUAACCUACUUGCGUGCGACACUACAUGAGUGCCCCAGAUAUUGCUUUUACAAGUCACGGAUUCCAUGGUGCCUUUGCAGAGAUCGGAGAGUCGGUUCACCGAAUAUGCCAAGUGACUUCCUCUCCAAAGUGCCAUUCUCUGAUGGUCUUAGUCUAACUCAUUUUACUGAAGCAGGUAUCAUUAUUUUAGUUCCUAGCUUUCGGACCCCUGUGUAUCACCGGCUGUGUUGCAAAUGGUGCCUAUUAUGUAGUCUGAGCUACUGCAUUUGUGUCCAGGUUGUGCCUUUUCCCGACAACACCGUCGAUGUCAGACGCUGGAUGGAUGGUGGCGGUCAGACGUGCCUUUCAGGAACUCGAAUCGGCCAUUCUCAACACCGGUAAGAAGGUAUAAAAGAAGAUGAUGCAGGUGUCUUUGGCUUCGCAGAACAACUUCUCAAGACAUUGAGCACACUUCUCAAACCCCAUUAUUUCCUCAGUUUCUAUUCAUAUCAACCAUGGACUCGGAACGAACCGCGGGUGAAGCUCUUAUCCAAAGAAUGCUUCAGUAUGCUUCAAGCAUCGUUCGUGCCUUCGUUAGGGACUACCGGGAUGCCAGACUCACCGAAGAUGCCGAUUUCUUCAAGAAGGUGGACUAUAACGACUUGGUGGCGAGCGAGCUUGGCCUUACAAAUCAAUUCAUUGUGGCUCUUGCUAAGGCCUUCCGCGAUGACACUCAAGCGGACCUUGAUGUCAAGAAGGGCAUUCACCUUCAGGUGGACCAGUCCACUCACGAAUCACGCUACGGACAUGAUUUUCAUCUGUCUUACACGGUCGGUACGAAGAAAUACUUUGUCUAUGUGCAAGCAAAGUGUGCAGUUCCUGACGGAGACAAAGAUUAUAACCCAGAUACGGAUUUCCUAUAUAAUCGGGAAGGAGAAAGUAAAAUUCCAAUGGGAACUGCUUCGGAACUGUGUCGUAGAACAUACCCUCUGCGGGAAAGAUAGCAGUAAUGAGCGACAUAUUGCACUGUAUGCCGUUUACGCCCCGGCAGAGGUCUACUUUGUGCCUGUUGGUCGUUUGCAAGAGAAGAUAACUUGGACCGACAAUAAUAAGACCCUGUCUGCGUCACUCCUAUACGGUUCCGAUGACACCUCCGAGAAGAACGUACUUGUGGACGAUGCCGGCAUGUGUAAUCUGCUGCAGAAAUUGGAGAAUAAGGAGAUGGGUUUGGAAGGUCUGUUUGGUGGCGAAGAAUAUUACACCGUGUUGAAAAACCUGAACACGAAGUGGCGCGCUAUCUUUGGGAUCACAGAGGAAGAGUCUUAAGCUUGAUCGCAAAGCCGACGUGCUUGACAUUGUGUUUUCACUUCGGGAUUCCUGGACAAAGAUUGUAGGCGAAGUCGAUUGUCUAGACCGCUUAUCUGUAGGUAACAUGCAACCUGGAUUGAAUCAACACCAUCCAAUCCCUAUACUUAUAAGCGGCGAUGUAAGACUUUGCGGCAAAUCAAAUUUACGAAACCUG
Somion occarium is the source of this 1525-nucleotide messenger RNA. The record is from the annotation of a GenBank genome assembly. Lineage: Eukaryota; Fungi; Basidiomycota; Agaricomycetes; Polyporales; Cerrenaceae.